AUUAGGGCUCUGUGGAUUACAGUAAUCCAGCACCUUUAAUAUCAGUGCGGUGGUCCACCACUUGAAAAAUAAACAUCAUGGAGUACAGACUGCAGAACACAUUUCUUUUAGCCGUCCUGCUGCUGUCUGAAGGUUUUAUUGGGUUGCAAGCGCAAGAGGAUGGUGAGGGCAAUGACACAUGGGCUGGGAAAACCUGCAAGUGUGACUGUGAUUCCUCUAGCAAGUUGCUUUCCAAAGGUUCUUCAUCAAGUAGGGGACAUGAGAUCGACUGCAUGCCAGAGUGUCCCUACCAUAAGCCCCUGGGUUUUGAGGAAGGAUCUGUGACCUCAGAUCAGAUCAGCUGCUCUAAUGAAGACCAGUACACAGGCUGGUUCUCCUCCUGGAUUCCAAGCAAAGCAAGGCUCAACAACCAAGGAUUUGGGUGUGCCUGGCUGUCUAAAUUCCAGGAUACCAACCAGUGGCUUCAGAUUGACCUGAAGGAGGUCAAAGUGGUUUCUGGUAUCCUGACCCAGGGCCGCUGUGACUCUGAUGAGUGGGUUACCAAGUACACUGUGCAGUACCGCACCAAUGAGAAACUCAACUGGAUCUACUACAAGGACCAAACUGGAAACAACAGGAUGUUCUAUGGAAACUCUGACCGCUCUUCCACAGUCCAGAACCUUCUGCGUCCACCUAUCGUAGCACGUUACAUCCGUAUCCUCCCUCUCGGCUGGCACACUCGCAUCGCCAUCCGCAUGGAGCUGCUUCUUUGCAUGAACAAAUGCACCUGAUCUGGAACAUGUCAGCAAAGCCAUACUCAACUAUUUCCUGUUCCAUCCCAUUUCUUGUAUCACAACAUGCCGAAGUGAAUAUCACUGCCCAAUCACUGCACUCGAUUAAUUUAGUCUUAUUUUCUGGUAUAUUCAAGGAAGAAAUGAUCAUUACAAUGUGUUUUAGUAACAUUUGUGUUUAAUAUGUUUUCCUUUUCUUUUUGCAUAUAAAGUCAUGUAUAUUUCAUUUAUUUUAUUAACCAAAAAUGUGUUG
Molecule: messenger RNA, 1023 nt
Organism: Carassius carassius (crucian carp)
Lineage: Eukaryota; Metazoa; Chordata; Actinopteri; Cypriniformes; Cyprinidae
Product: retinoschisin-like
Exons: 6
Coding region: 78-770 (230 amino acids)
Source: RefSeq, a predicted model, not a curated record